AAGGUCUUAAUGGAGACAGAAAGAGCAGCAUCAGCAGCACAAAGGCUAGAGCCAAUCAGGAGGCAGGAUGUUGAGAAGCUCCACCCCCUUUAAGAAUCGUCACCGCCUGCACAGAUGGAGAGAGAGAGCCCGGCUCACGUCCUUCGUCACUGAUGAAUGGAGCAGCAUCCAGGCUGCAUCUGCCCGCUCUCGGAUAUAUCGCAGGGGGGAGAAGCAGGACCACCAGCGGCCAUGAAGAGACGACAGAGAGCCGCUCAGGAUGAAGACAACCUACAGCUGGACUCCAACCGGCCUCCGUCCUCACCGCCUCCCCCCGACUCGGCCAUGACACCCUCCACAUCCGCUCUUCUAGCGCUGGCCUCCCCGGCAAGCCGUCGCUCCAUCUCCAUGGGCGACUUCCGGAGGGUGACGGGAGCGCUGCUCGCCGCCUCCGAGCCGGGGUCGGCCUCGGCCACAGCCCCUUCCUCCAGGCUGGUCACGCCGAGCUCCAGCAUGGAGUUCGAGGCCGCUCGCCGGCGCCUACUAGAGUUGGAGGAGCGCCAGCGUGUCAUCAGGGAGAUGGAGCGCCGCCUGGAGGAGCUCCGCCAGGUGUUUGUGCACUCCGAGCAGGAGGUGGUGCUGCACGGGGAGCUGCUCGCCAGGAUGUCCGGCGCCUCGCAGCAGGGGGAGCUCCACGUGGCGGAGGGGAGCCAGCGCUUGAAGAAGGGCCUCAAGUUCAAGAAGCACAGGCCCACCAUCAUCUUCUCCUCCAUGCUCGGACUGCGAACAUGCCUGCCUUGGCCUGUGAAGCUCAAGUAGACCUCUUUUUUUUUUUUCUUUGUUUACUACCUUAAACGCUUCCACCGUCUUUUAUCUCGCUCUCAUCGCUCUAUUUUUGUUUGCACUACCACCCUGAGGCUGGUCCUUUCAGGUCUUAUUAUUCAGGAGCUGGCAAGAAGAUGCUGUUGCCGGUUGUCAUGGAAACCGCGCUGCUUUUCAAGUUCGGACCCUGGCAGAGGAUUGGUGAUGGCUGCCUGAACGCUGCUGCAUGGAUGAGUCACGUAUGAAGUGAGUCACGCUUCACGUAGAGGAAGACAAUUACAUUUUUAGGACGUACCAAAAGGAGUUUAAUGAGAUCGAUCAGAGAGAAAAUGUGCCUUGACGUGUCCCUCUAUGAGUCGUUUGUUAAAACGCUCUUUUUUGGGGGGGAGGCACGAUAGACCAGGAUGAUUCCACCUGUGGCCUCCUGUCUCCUAGCAACCACUGUUUGCUCUCUCUCUCUCUGCUCUAUCCACACAAAGCGUAUCCAACAGAGAGACAAAGAAGAAUCAAGAUGAUACUGUAGAUGCACAACGCAUGUAUUCGAUACCUAUAGUUGGCAUUUAGCAGAUAGAAGAUUAUCUAAAAAAAAAAAAAAAAAAAGACCUUUAAAAAUCUAAUAGUGUUCCAUUUGGGUGAAGACUAUAAAGCAGGGGUCACCAAUGCGGUAAGGACCAGAUAAGUCACCCGCUGGCCUGUUCUAAAAAAUAGCUCAAAUAGCAGCACUUACCAGUGAGCUGCCUCUAUUUUUUACAUUGUAUUUAUUUACUAGCAAGCUGGUCUCACUUUACUCGACAUUUUUAAUUCUAAGAGAGACAAAACUCAAAUAGAAUUUGAAAAUCCAAGAAAAUAUUUUAAAGACUUGGUCUUCACUUGUUUGAAUAAAUUCAUACAUUUUUUUAAUUUUCUUCUUAAAACUUUCGGAAAGACAAUUUUAGAGAAAAAAUACAACCUUAAAAAUGAUUUUAGGAUUUUUAAAUACAUAUACCUUUUUACCUUUUAAAUUCUUUCCUCUUCUUUCCUGACAAUUGAAAUCAAUUAUGUUUCAAAAUUUUAUUUUCAUUUUUUUCGUGUUCUCUCCUCUUUUAAACCGUUCAAUUAAGUGUUUUUUUCAUCAUUUAUUCUCUACAAAAAACCUUCCGUGAAAGGAAAAAAAAUAUACGACGGAAUGACAGACAGAAAUACCCAUUUAUUUUUAUAUAUAUAUAUAUAUAUAUAUAUAUAUAUAUAUAUAUAUAUAUAUAUAUAUAAAUUUAUUAAAGGUAAACUGAGCAAAUUGGCUAUUUCAGGCAAUUUAUUUGAGUGUGUAUCAAACUGGUAGCCCUCCACAUUAAUCAGUACCCAAGAAGUAGCUCUUGGUUUCAAAAAGGUUGGUGACCCCUGCUGUAAAGGAUAAAACCACAUUUGGUGACCUAAAGUCCAGUGAUCCACUAUGAAGGCAUGCAAAAUGAGUUUUAACUGGUUUCAAUACACAAAAAAUAACAAUAAAAAUAAGAUAAAAGGACUAGAUUUUAGGGGGGCAGGGGUGAAUACUAACAACUAGUGAAGUUAUCUGUUCAUGCAGCAAGUGAUUUUUACUUCAUAAGAUAUCCUAAAUCAAGAUUCAUAUCUAGAAAUAAGAUAGAAAUAAGUAUUUUUUUUCUGAAAACAAGCAUUAUUCAACCUUCAAUUCUUAAAUGAAGCGUACUCGGGAUGUUGCAGAAUAUUUUAACAAGAUUAUAUAUAUGUAUAUAUAUAUAUAUGGGGGAAAUAAAACGUUUUAUUUGAAUAGUCAUUUUCUCAAUUUUCAAACUAAAAUAGAAAGAAUAUAAUUAUUUAUGCUAGAGUUAAGACUAUGAUGUCCAGUCAAUGACUAAAAAAUGAGUAAAUAGCUCUUAAAAACAGGGAAAUGUCUGGAAUUAAAAUGUUAAAUCUUGGCAACGAGCAAACAACGUACAGUGUACUGAUGUUUGUUGAGAAAAAAUGUUGUUAGAAACUGCACAACAAAGUACAAUAUUACAUGAAAACUGAUGGUUAUUAUCUUUGGAAAGGAAGAAUUGAAGGUACAGCUCAUGAAUUUUAUUGUACAGGUGUACCUAAUGUUUUGACCGGGGAAUGUGCACAUUAAGCCACAUCUAUUUGAAGGUGAACCCCCUGAGAGGCUGCAAGCACUCUCAGCUCAGCUUUCAGUGGAAAAGGAAUCGGCGUGUGAGUGCACGAGCGGGAAAAGGGGACAUGAUAUUCCAGCAUCAAUAUUUCAGUAUAGUUUGCUGCGAGUCUGUCAGCGUUCAAAAUGCUGAGAUGGUAUAUGAAACCCAGUAAGGUUCUGGUCUGGUACCAGUCUGCUUUGCAAUCAGGAAGAAUGUGAGUAACUUACUAGGGUGUUUUCAUUCUUGGUCUCAUUCUACCAGUCAGCAUUACUUGCAGCUGUGCGAACACUGUGGAACACUUUGAAGCAAACCGGUGUCACUUCAGAUCACUUCACUCUGCAAUUGCAUUGGAACACCAAGUGAUCCAGGUUCACUUCGCCUGGUCUUCUCUCUUUGGUCGCAAAAACGUAAACAGUAAGGUCAGGCAUACACAUGAGUGAGUAAAAUAAAAUAAAAAAUUGCUACAUACCUCGAAAGAGACAAGCGGUAGGAAAUGGAUGGAGUACAGAAUUGGACUUUGUUGAUAACUUUUACAAAUUGUGUUAAAAGAUGACAUAGUCAUGCUAAAUAUUGUGAUAAUUUGUUGAUAACUUUAUUAAUUGUGCUGUUAGAUGACAUGCUAACCAUAGUCUUGCAAAAAAUAUAAACAAAAAAUGUGGUGAAAUACUAGUGAUAAAAAAGUGCUAAUAAUUGCAACAUGGUACCAUAUUGGCCUUUGCUGAUAACUUUUUGAUAAUUUUGUUGUUAGAUGACAUGCUAAGCAUAGUCUUGCAAAAAAUUGUGAUCAAAAAAUAUAAACAAAAAAAUGCUGUGACCAGACUAGUGAUAAAAAAGCGCUAAUAAUUGCAACAUGGUACCAUAUUGGCCAUUGUUGAUAACUUUAAUAAUUGUGCUGUAAUAUGACAUGCUAACCAUAGUCAUGCUAAAAAUUGUGAUCAAAAAAUGUAAACAGGAAAAUGUGGCAAACAGACGAGUGAUGAAAAAGCUCUAAUAAUUGCAACAUGGUACCAUAUUGGUAGUUGUUUAUAACUUUAUUAAUUUACUGUCAGAUUACAUUCUAACCAUAUUCAUGCUAAACAUUGUGAGCAAAAAAUGUAAACAAAAAAAUGUGCCGAACAGACUAGUGAUAAAAAAAGCCCUAAUAAUUGCAACAUGGUACCAUAUUGGCUUUUGUUGAUAACUUUAAUAAUUGUGCUGUAAGAUGACAUGCUAACCAUAGUCAUGCUAAAAAUUGUGAUCAAUAAUUUAAACAACAAAAUGUGGCAGACAGAAUAGUGAUAAAAAAGCGCUAAUAAUUGCAACAUGGUACCAUAUUGGCCUUUGUUGAUAACUUUAUUAAUCGUGUUGUAAGAUGACAUGCUAACCGCAUACAUGUCGAACUACGUGAGAUCGAUCUCUUCUCUUACUGUACGCAAAAUGUUAACAAGAGGGCAUUUUUGCAUACAGACUUGUGACGAAAAAGCGCUAAUCACAACAUGAUGCCAAGUUGGCCUUUGUUGAAAAGUUUAAUAAUUGUGCUAAGCGCUAAACCAUGUGAGAUGGCUCUCUUCUCUUAUUGGUUGCAAAAUGUAAACAGUAAGAAAGUCAGGCACACACAUUUGGGAGUAAAAAAAAAAACCGCAACAUUUUGCAAAAUUGCCCUUUGUUGAUACUUUUAAUAAUUGUGAACCAUAUUCAUGCUAAAAAUUGUGAGCGAAAAAUGUAAACAAGAAAAUGUGCCAAACAGACUAGUGAUGAAAACGCGCUAAUAAUUGCAACAUGGUACCAUAUUGGCUUUUUUUUAAUAACUUUAUUAAUUGUGCUGUAAUAUGACAUGCUAACCAAGCAAUUCUAUUAUUGUCAUACUCUUGUUUGCUAGCGGCUACGAUUUCAGUACUAUUGUAGAUCUUUAAUCCGUAACUCUGUGGUAAUAUUCUUUUCACAAAAUACAACCAAUAGUACGUUAAUUUUAAAUCUUACUUGUGAAAAGUAAUCCCCCGAUUCCUAUUUUCAACGGUUCGCUUAUUUGAGCAGGUAAACGCUUAACUCCAGCUACCCGUCAACUGUCAGUUUAGACUGCUUGCCGGCUCCUCAUCACCACUUCAAGAUGGCGGCCGAAUUUCUCGCGUCACAGCAGCCAAUGCUACGUCUACUUAUAAGACGUCUAUGGUGCUAACCACAUACAUGCUAAACCAUGUGAAAUCGGUCUCUUCUCUUAUUGGUUGCAAAAUGUAAACGGUGAGCAAGUCAGGCACAAACAUUUAUCUUUUAUUUCAACUUUAUUUUAUUCAAGUAUGACAUUUUUAAAUAUAAUUAAUUUCAUUGACAAGCAAUUCUAUUAUAGUCAUACUCUUGUUUGCUAGCGGCUACGAUUUCCGUACUAUUGUAGAUAUUUGCUCCUUCUCAACUCUGUGGUAAUAUUCUUUUCACAAAAUACAACCAAUGAUACGUUAAUUUUAAAUCUUACUUGUGAAAAGUAAUACCCCGAUUCCUAUUUUCAACAGUCCGCUCAUUUUAGCUGGUAACGCUGAACACCAGCUACCCGUCAACUGUCAGCUUAGACUGCUUGCCGGCUCCUCAUCACCACUUCAAGAUGGCGGACGAAUUUCUCGCGUCACAGCAGCCAAUGCUACGUCUACUUAUAAGACGUCCAUGGUGCUAACCACAUACAUGCUAAACCAUGUGAAAUCGGUCUCUUCUCUUAUUGGUUGCAAAAUGUAAACGGUGAGCAAGUCAGGCACAAACAUUUAUCUUUUAUUUCAACUUUAUUUUAUUCAAGUAUGACAUUUUUAAAUAUAAUUAAUUUAAUUGACAAGCAAUUCUAUUAUAGUCAUACUCUUGUUUGCUAGCAGCUACGAUUUCAGUACUGUUGUAGAUAUUUGCUCCUUCUCAACUCUGUGGUAAUAUUCUUUUCACAAAAUACAACCAAUAAUACGUUAAUUUUAAAUCUUACUUGUGAAAAGUAAUACCCCGAUUCCUAUUUUCAACAGUCCGCUCAUUUUAGCAGGUAACGCUGAACACUAGCUACCCGUCAACAGUCAGUUUAGACUGCUUGCCGGCUCCUCAUCACCACUUCAAGAUGGCGGCCGAAUUUCUCGCGUCACAGUAGCCAAUGCUGCGUCUACUUAUAAGACGUCUAUGGUGCUAACCACAUACAUCCUAAACCAUGUGAAAUCGGUCUCUUCUCUUAUUGGUUGCAAAAUGUAAACAGUAAGCAAGUCAGGCAAAAACAUUUAGGAGUAAAAAAAAUGCAACAUUUUGCAAAAUUGGCCUUUGUUAAUACUUUUGAUAAUUGUGGUAACAGAUGAUACGCUAACUACCCAUGGGAGAUUGAUCUCUGCUUUUAUUUACAAGAACAUUUGGCAUUGGUAAAACAAAUAAUCACAAUGUGGAGAAAGGCUAGUAUUGAUGGCAUUAAUGAUAAGCUUUCACACACAUAAAAGUGUUAAUGGUCAAUGGUCAAACCUGAUUGAUUUGCCAGUUAAAUUGAGUUUGCGAUCAUUUGGAAAAAUUUGGUCCGCAUCAGAAUGGAAUACUAUGUUUACACCUGACCAAGCAAAAUACGGUAAUACAGAAAACUAACCAUUUGGUUUGUCUUAAAGCAGUGGUUCUUAACCUGGGUUCGAUCGAACCAUUAAUUGAUUAACCCCGACUUAAACAAGUUUAAAAACUUCUUCGGGUGUUACCAUUUAGUGGUCAAUUGUACGGAAUAUGUACUGUACUGUGCAAUCUACUAAUAAAAGUAUCAAUCAAUCAAUCAAUCAAAACCCUAGGGGUUCGGUGAGUCGGCCUCAGGGGUUCGGCGGAUCCUUCGCCAGGGAGGUCAAGACACACCCAACUCAUUGUGUAAAUAAAAACUUCUCCCUAUUGGCGUAUUAUGGAUACCCCCCAAACAAUGUUCCCUCUAAUUUUCCAUCUGAUUUGCAGGUGUGUGAUUUGUUGUGAGUUGAUGUUGGUUUUGUUCUUUGAACAAGGACAGGUUCAUGCACGGUUGAUUUUGUGCACCAGUAAAAAAAACAUAACUUUGUCUUGAAUUUGAAAAUAUGUUUUGUUUCUCGCUCAAGAAGGGUUCGGUGAAUGUGCAUAAGAUAUCGGUGGGGUUCGGUACCUCCAAUAAGGUUAAGAACCACUGUCUUAAAGGGACGUCAAAGUGAAAACACCCUAAAAUGCACAGUAAAUAGAAUGUCAGCUUUGAUUGUUUUCCCCGUAUCAACUCUUUUAAAGCACUCAAAGGAUCUGUUUGAUAUGGGAAAACAGUCGAGCAGAAGGGAGACUUCUCGUCUUUUUAAAAUUCCUUAAAAGCCAUAACAACCUUGUAAUUGAAUUAAGUCUCGCUCAAGCAUUACACUCAGCCAAGGUGAACGCCUGCGUGCCAUCUUCGGGCACAUCUCAACCAAACAAUUUUGAGCAAAGAGCUACAGUGCAAAUUAGGCCUUUAUAUAGUAAAUGUAUUCCUAAUUCUACUGUAUGUGUACAGUAAAUAGAAAUAUAGUGCUAUACAACUGGCCUAUAGCGCUUCUCAUAUGCCUUAUGCAAUGUCUGUGCAUUGGCAAUGAUAACACUGCUGACAUAGUGAUGGUAAAGUGGCUAACACAUCCAAAAAGGACACGACAAUGCUGUUUUUAGGCUACUGAAAACAUUUCCCAAAGAUCUCGGGGCCCACGUCCAGAAUGAAUGUAAUGUUGACUAUUUCUAAAGAUCUUUGAUUGCUGACUAUUCAAUGUAAUGAUUGUGAUCCUAUCUUGUUUGAACCUUUGAAUUGAAAACCUGUUCUUAUAGUGCAUAAACCUUGACCUUAUUUAACAUGUUCAUGUCAGCCGGUAAGCACAUAAUUGCAUUUUGUUAUUCAAGAAAGACAUAUAAAUUUGAUCUAACGAGUUAAUAAAAUGUUUUUGUGCUCAACUAAAAAAAUGAAUUAUGUGAAACAGGCUGAUGUUGAAAACAUUUAAAAUGACAUUAUAGAUAUACUGCAUACAUAAAAUGUAAAAAUAUAUUUUUUCCAUGUUAUUUUGUAAAAAAAAAAAGUGUAUAUUUGUGAGUUGUAUGCUUUUAAUUUUUUUUUUCUUUCUUCAAAUCACUUGUUUUGCUGUAAACUCCACUUUCAGCACAAAUGUUCACUAUCUUGUUUGGCCCUCACAAUGAUUGUAAGUGUUCAUUUUUAAAUACACAGCCUUAAUUCUUGGCAAUUAAAGGCCUACUGAAAGGAUAUUUUCUUAUUGAAACGGGGAGAGCAGGUCCAUUCUAUGUGUCAUACUCUACUAAAUAAUUUUGCUGAAAUGAUUUAGUAGAGAACAUCGACGAUAAAGUUCGCAACUUUUGGUGCUGAUAAAAAAGCCUCGCCUUUAACGGAAGUCGCAGACGAUGACGUCACAAGGGUGAGGGCUCCUCACGUCCUCACAUUGAUUUUAAUGGGAGCCUCCAGCAGCAAGAGCGAUUCAGACCGAGAAAACGACAAUUUCCCCAUUAAUUUGAGCGAGGAUGAAAGAUUCGUGGAUGAUGAUAUUGAUAGCGAAGGACUAGAAAAAAAAAAAAAUAAAAAAAAAAUAAAAAGCAACGGCUCCGGGCGGCGGCAGUGUGAGCAUUUCAGAUGUAAUUAGACACAUUUACUAGGAUAAUUCUGGAAUAUCCCUUAUCUGCUUAUUGUUUUAAUAGUGUUUUAGUGAGAUUGUAAAGACAUACAUCUAGGUCAGAUGGCUGCAGUGAACACGCAGUGUCUCAGACAGAAGCCGAGGAGCCAAGCUCACAGCUGCCUUUUAAACAGCUACUGCAGGAGGACGAAUAAUCCAAUGAUGUCGCCGGUAAGAUAUAUAUAUCACAAUUUUCCCAUCCAAAAACAUGCUGGUUGACGUAGAGAAACAUGUUCGCUUGACCGCUCUGUGUUAAAAACAAAGAAAGACCGGCUGUGUCUCGGUGCUAAAGACAGCUGCAUUGUUCUUUAUAGUCUCCAUUAUUAAUUUAACAAAUUGCAAAAGAUUCAGCAACACAGAUGUCCAAAUUACUGUGUAAUUAUGCGAUGAAAAGAGACGACUUUUAACCGUAACUGGUGCUGAGCUAAUAUUUCCUGACAGUCCAUGACGUCAUUCCGCGACGUUUUCAACAAGAAACUCCGCGGGAAAUUUAAAAUUGCAAUUAAGUAAACUAAAAAGGCCGUAUUGGCAUGUGUUGCAAUGUUAAUAUGUCAUCAUUGAUAUAUAAACUAUCAGACUGCGUGGUCGGUAGUAGUGGGUUUCAGUAGGCCUUUAAAUGAGUUUAAAUUCUUAAUAGAAAAAAACGCCUGCAACCAUUUUUUUAUUUUUUCUUUACAAACAAGUUUUGUCCUUCACAAAAAAAAAGAAUGUAUGUUCCUAAAAUGUUUUCUCCUUACUUUUUGACCGUCGUUUCAUGUGUAUUUUCUGGACUGUUUAUUUAAGUGCCGUGCUGCGAUGUAUUAGACAAGGACACAUCAUUAGGAUUAAAUGAUUAAAACCGUUACAUAAGAUAUAAAGCUGUUUUUUCUGUGAAUUCCUAAUGGUUCCAUUCGGAUUCAGCAGAAGAGGAGACAUCACUUUGCAUUGGAAUGGCAGUAUUAUGUUGUAAUUUAAUCAUUCACUUCUCCGCUAGAUCCUCUUUACUGUGAAUGUAUUAAAAUCAGAGUUAGAUAACGGCGACUUUAGAUUUAAAAAAAAUAAAAAUGGAAAUGCAUCCAACGGCCAACUUAGUGCUCAUUAUUGUAAGCCAGGGUAUGUGAAGUUACAUUAAGCUGAUGUUUUCGCAUUUGCUCACUUAAUGGACGCAUUAAGCACAUCUCAUGGUUUGCAUAUGUAUAUGUAGGACGUUACAUUUCUAUAUUUAGAAGAGCCAAUAAGGCAAACCUUUUCCAAUAAAUCCAGAUGUAUUCAUUCUUGCAUUUUGAUGGAUUAGCAUCCCACAAUGUAUUGUGCAUUCAUACACCAUGAAGAUAUAUACAGCA
Molecule: messenger RNA, 9855 nt
Organism: Nerophis ophidion (straightnose pipefish)
Lineage: Eukaryota; Metazoa; Chordata; Actinopteri; Syngnathiformes; Syngnathidae
Product: TMF-regulated nuclear protein 1-like
Exons: 2
Coding region: 157-798 (213 amino acids)
Biological process (GO): regulation of cell population proliferation
Cellular component (GO): nucleus
Molecular function (GO): DNA binding
Source: RefSeq, a predicted model, not a curated record